Suillus discolor is the source of this 1381-nucleotide messenger RNA. RefSeq lists its product as uncharacterized. The transcript has 14 exons. Lineage: Eukaryota; Fungi; Basidiomycota; Agaricomycetes; Boletales; Suillaceae. The coding region runs from base 306 to 1256 and encodes 316 amino acids. The record is from RefSeq and is a predicted model, not a curated record.
CCUAGGCCUCAACAUCGUACAUUAGACAAUUGGUCUAGGCGGUUUUGAAAGUAUUUCUAAAUUGCGACGAGGAUGCGAAAAGUCGCCCAGUGAUAUAUUAAAGAAUUCGCUGCACUUUUGCCACUGGACCACGGAUAAUAUCAGAUAUCGAUAGCACGAAGGCCCGUCGCUGUCCCACAGAAAAAGCAAGUCAGCUGUUCAUUGGUUCUAGCGAUACGUUGAACGGUGGUAUAUCUAGCACAUUUGGAACGCUAGAUUAUUAUACACCCCUCAACAUCCCCCACUCGCUCACACGCAUCUCGAAUAUGACCGCAGUCUCAAAUGAUCCUAUCUGGUUUCCGCUAAUCAAUUCGAAUAUUUUCCUGACCUACUGGGCAGUUACCGCCGCCGUUGUGGUGGUAUACGACUGGGUGUUGACACUGGAACAAGAGAUCGAACUGAUCUGGAGGCAACACUGGUCUCUCAUGACCGCGCUGUAUUUGAUUAUACGCUAUAUUGGACUACUGUAUUCUGCUAUCAGCGUUCUGGCAAAUAUGCCAUUGGUCUCGGUGACAGAUGCAGUGAGUAAUAUCAUAUACUACGCAAGUAAUGGGACAAAUGUGGUCGUGGCUGCCAUGUUGGGCAUAAUCAUAAUUGCUCGGUUACAUGCCAUGUAUCAGAAAUCUAGAACGAUGUUUAUAUUUCUUGUUAUUAUCUUCCUGGCUGUUAACAUCUCCUGUGGAGUAAUCGCGGCAAUAGGACUCAAGGGUUAUGUACUGGAGGAGUUGGUGCUCUCUGGUAAAUAUAUGUGCGGUUUUGCAUCUGAGGCGGAUGUCCGGUUUCUGGGCUCGAUCGUUUGGACGCUCAACACUGUUUGGGAGGUCCUCACCCUGUGUCUUUCAGUCUGGGUUGUUCUAAAACAUUUCCGUGACAUGCGACGGCUCGGCCCAUCGACAGGAUCGACCAUCGGGGACUGUUUCAGAGUGCUAAUAAAAUCUCACGUGUUUUAUUUUGCAAGCUUUGUUUGUGUCUCUUGCCUUGAGCUUGCUAACACUUCUUCUCCAAAGCUCGUGAAUUCAGAGUCUACAGGAACUCUGAUACUCGAAGGUGCUCUAGACAUUCUAUUGAACGUGCAGAUGUUUGUGCUAGGACCCCGCCUCAUCCUUAGCGUUCGAGAAUAUCACGCUAAAUUCGUGGCCGACUAUGAUGUAGAAACUGGCACGACUUCGAUUGUCUUCCAGAAGCAUGUAUAUGUACCAACUAGCAGUACCGUUUAAGGCUAGGGAAAUGCUUGCCAAGUGCUCUGCAGGAAGGAGAAAUCUGGUCGAGGGUCCGUCGAUUUACAUGAAACACAUUUCUUGUUGUGUACCAAGUAUCAUUAGCGAACCAGUGAACAUAUUAA